Messenger RNA from Sinocyclocheilus grahami, 308 nucleotides. RefSeq names its product mitochondrial ribosomal protein L20 (gene mrpl20). Gene Ontology annotation, cellular component: ribosome. Gene Ontology annotation, molecular function: structural constituent of ribosome; rRNA binding. Gene Ontology annotation, biological process: translation. The record is from RefSeq and is a predicted model, not a curated record. The coding region runs from base 1 to 285 and encodes 94 amino acids. The transcript has 3 exons. Lineage: Eukaryota; Metazoa; Chordata; Actinopteri; Cypriniformes; Cyprinidae.
AUGAUCCAGUUCAGCCCUUUCCUCAUCACUGCUGGUUAUGGUGUGUGUUUUUCGCAGCAUUUCCGCGGCAGGAAGAACCGCUGCUACAGUCUGGCGGUGCGUGCCGUGCGCAGGGCGUUCGUCUACGCCAGCAAAGCUCGGAAAGUCAAGCGACACAGCAUGAGACAGCUGUGGAUCCAGCGCAUCGCAGCCGCCAGCAGAGAGCAGCACAUGAAGUACCCCGCACUCAUACACAACCUGCUGAAGGUGAGGGACCUCACAGCUAGCUCUCACGAGUGUGUGUGAGUGUGUGUGUGUGUGAGUGUGUG